AUGUCCGGAAGAGGCAAAGGCGGUAAAGGACUCGGAAAAGGAGGCGCUAAGCGUCAUCGUAAGGUUCUGCGUGAUAACAUCCAGGGUAUCACCAAACCCGCCAUCCGUCGUCUCGCUCGCCGUGGUGGUGUCAAGCGUAUCUCCGGUCUGAUCUACGAAGAGACCCGCGGUGUGUUGAAGGUGUUUCUGGAGAAUGUUAUCCGUGACGCCGUCACCUACACCGAGCACGCCAAGAGAAAGACCGUCACCGCUAUGGAUGUCGUGUACGUGCUGAAGAGACAGGGACGCACACUGUACGGUUUCGGAGGUUAA
Molecule: messenger RNA, 312 nt
Organism: Paramisgurnus dabryanus
Lineage: Eukaryota; Metazoa; Chordata; Actinopteri; Cypriniformes; Cobitidae
Source: RefSeq, a predicted model, not a curated record